Messenger RNA from Lagopus muta (rock ptarmigan), 5719 nucleotides. It is a transcript of the gene SLC7A9, whose product is annotated as solute carrier family 7 member 9. Gene Ontology annotation, biological process: amino acid transmembrane transport. The record is from RefSeq and is a predicted model, not a curated record. Gene Ontology annotation, molecular function: L-amino acid transmembrane transporter activity. The coding region runs from base 1098 to 2585 and encodes 495 amino acids. The transcript has 12 exons. Gene Ontology annotation, cellular component: membrane. NCBI's taxonomy places the organism in Eukaryota, Metazoa, Chordata, Aves, Galliformes, Phasianidae.
AAAAGGGGAAAAAAAAAAAAAAAAAAAGGCUGUCAACAUGCCAGCAUACAGCUGGGACAGAAUGCUAAAGUUUGCUUCUCUCAUUCCACGUCAUGAUUAGUUUUUGUGUUAGCAACAUACAGACAACCUCAACUCUUGACUAGUUUUGAUAUCUAGAUCCACAACGUGGACUUAUUUCCAAUCCUGUACUACUAUUUUUCUUGAGGCAUUGCCGUAACAGUAAGUCUUAAAAUGUAUUAAUCACAUUGAAGUCUGUUAGUUUAACAGUAGAAAUAAAAAAGUUGGUUCACAUUAGACUUAAUUAGAACUUACAGCUUGCAUUACUAAAAAUGAUGUGAAACAUACUUACAGGUUUUUUUGCUAGUAGUUUUGGGAUGACUACCACGAAUGAAGCUACCUUGUUUCAGCAGACAGUAUUAGCAACGUUUUCCUGGAUAUAUAGUUGUACAGAAAUUGAGACAGGCUUUCUACCCCUAAAGCAAGAUUUUUAAACAUCUACAAAAAUGAAAACUUGAAAUGCAGAUGAAAGGAACACAAGGUGCCCACUCAGCUGUCUUCAGGUUAAUGAAAAACAAAUGAGAGAUUUCUGCUCACACUUUUCCAUCUCCUCAAGAUGAAACAAGCUGUUUGUAUGGGAUGCACUUAACAUCUGGACAGCUGCUUUUAAACAUAUCCACACUACAACAAUUACUUCAAGUUUAUCUUCCACAGUUUCUAAAGCAGAAAUAUCAUGACAUGAAAUUAAAAUCCACCCAAAUUAUGAUUUCCUCUCACUAUAUAAUAAAACGCUUAGGUACUGGACAAACAUUCUUACCAAAAGGAAAAAAAAACCUUUUUGUUUUAAAGAUAAACUAAUUGGACUAUUGGUUUACCUGUGGUUCCCAUCUCAAAGCUUCUUGUCUGAGAACAGGUUUAAUGAUUACCUUUUAUAACCUCUGUACUUAAGCUGCUGUUGCUUCUGCAUAUUCUAGUUUCUGUGUUGCUCUCUAACUGGCUGGUAAAUCUAACGGGAGAAAAGAGAAACACUAUACAGAGCUCCCUGGAUCCCUGAAUUACACCAAGGAAAUACAAAUAAGAUAUUUCAACAAGUAAAUCAAAUGGGUGAAGGAAGCUUGAGGAAAAGAAAAGAACAGGACAACAGAACAGAGGAUGGACAAUCCAUUCAGAGGCAGGAACCCCAAGCUAUGAACCUAAAAAAAGAGGUGGGCCUGAUUAGUGGAAUCUGUAUGAUCGUUGGCACAAUUAUUGGUUCAGGUAUCUUUGUUUCUCCAAAAUCAGUACUUGCCAAUGUUGGAGCAGUGGGUCCUUGUUUAACCAUCUGGGCAGUCUGUGGAGUUCUCGCAACACUAGGUGCACUCUGUUUUGCUGAACUUGGUACAACGAUCACAAAAUCAGGAGGAGAAUAUCCUUACCUUAUGGAGGCCUUUGGCCCAAUACCAGCAUUUCUGUUUUCCUGGGCGAGCCUGCUUGUCAUAAAACCCAGUUCUUUUGCUAUCGUAUGUCUCAGCUUUGCAGAAUAUGCAUCAGCUCCCUUUUAUCCAGGUUGUGAUCCACCUCAAGUAGUCAUCAAGUGCCUUGCAGCAGCUGCCAUUGUGGUAAUUACAAUAGUGAAUUCACUGAGUGUGAAGCUGGGAAGUUAUCUCCAGAAUUUUCUCACAGCUGCUAAAAUGAUAGUUGUGGCAAUCAUUGCUAUAAGUGGGAUUGUUCUCCUUGCACAAGGAAAAACCCAAAACUUUCAAGAUUCUUUCAAGGACAGUAAAAUUUCUAUUAGCUCUAUUGGUUUGGCAUUCUACAAUGGACUCUGGGCAUAUGAUGGAUGGAAUCAACUCAAUUAUAUCACAGAAGAACUGAAGAAUCCUUACAGAAACCUACCACUAUCUAUAAUUAUUGGAAUCCCCCUGGUUACAGUUUGUUACAUUUUGAUAAACAUUUCAUAUUUCACCAUAAUGACUCCAACAGAACUCCUGCAGUCCCAGGCAGUUGCUGUGACGUUUGGAGACAGAGUCCUUUAUCCAGCCUCCUGGAUAAUUCCUCUCUUUGUGGCCUUUUCUACAAUUGGAUCUGCCAAUGGGGUAUGUUUCACUGCAGGCAGACUUGUUUAUGUAGCAGGCCGUGAAGGGCACAUGCUAAAGGUGCUCUCUUACAUCAGUGUUAAGCGCUUAACGCCAGCACCUGCUAUCAUAUUUUAUGGGGCUAUUACUAUUAUUUAUAUUAUCCCUGGUGACAUUAACACACUCAUAAACUAUUUUAGUUUUGCGGUCUGGAUAUUUUACGGUUUAAGUGUAUUUGGACUUAUUGUUAUGAGGUUUAAAAGAAAAGAACUCAAGAGACCAAUCAGGAUACCUUUGGUCAUUCCAGUUAUAGUGACAUUAAUAUCCAUUUUAUUGGUACUGGCACCAAUCAUCACCGCAGCUGAACUGGCCUAUUUGUACUGUGUUUUAUUUAUACUAAGUGGACUUAUAUUUUAUGUACUUUUCGUUCAUUACAAGUUCAAGUGGUCUCAAAAAAUAUCAGGUAAGCAUACCUCCUCAAUCGCCAUUCAACAGAACAUUCUUAAGCUUUACAGUAACUUAAGGUUAAAGUAACUACUCCAACAAAGCUCAUUUUAUGGUCCACCCCAACUAAAUUAUAUAGUGGAGGAAACAGAAAGGGAGGCAAUUUUCCAGACAGAGAAGUUAGUAAAGCUCACUGCCUGUCACUGAAGAGUGUUUUAUCCAUUUCUGCAAAAGAAAAGGAUGUCCAACUUAAAGCAACAAAGAAACUUAGUUUGCAGCUCUACACAUCGUAGUAGUAACACAAAGAAGCACUUUUUAAACAAGCAGAACUACUUUAACUGUAACGUUAGCUUUUCAGAAAGUUCCUCCAGUCCAUAAUUAGAGAGCAGCAAAUAUUCUUAUGACACACAGCACUUCGCUGUUGGCUCAAGUUAUCAGUUUUAUUAUGCUUACUAAGUACAACAUCAGCAUUAAGACCAAUAUUAAUCAGUGCUGUUGAGCAAACUGAAAGCUGCAAGCAGUGUGAUCAUUUAUAAAAUGAUUUUGCUUAAUCUCAAAAGGAACUCUUUAAUAAUCUCUCAAAAUGUGAUACGCAGCAAUUUCUAAGAGAAAACAGCUGCAGAAAGCAGAAUUAACAGUUCCAUAUACAAAAAGUGUUUCCCCAUCCUGAGUAAUCACCUAUUACAUAAUUAUGCAGAUAGAAACAGUUCACUCUAUAACAAGCAAGUUACCUAGAACACUUUAGCUUGUUUUGAUUUCCCACCCCUUAAUUUAAAUUUUAGAUAUGAAAAGACACACAACAACUUCAAAAAAUAUUUUUAACUAAGAAAAACGGUAUUAAUCUGAAUAUAAGUACUUCUUUUCCUGAUAAGGCUUCUAAUAAUUAAUUUCCUUCUCAGAGCCAAUCACUAUGCACCUUCAGAUGCUUUUGGAAGUUGUUCCACCAGAGGAAGUUGCUGAAUAAAAUAUUUUGUGUGAGAUGACGUGUUUUUAAGUGCUACAUCAGUUGAAGGAGAUUCCAUCCAGUUUGGGGCACACUUAAACUUUCUGAAUUGCUACGUUCAUACUAGUGGGCAGCAUUUUUGCAACGCUACUUAGUAUGUGAAGUAGAUUAAAUUUAAGAAUAAAAGAUUUCUAAGCCAAAUUAGUACACAGCAAAGCUUUUUUCAUUGUUUGCCAACACAUUAAGCUUGUCUUUCUCUUCUGCACUAGUAUCACUUAAAAUAAGGACUUCUCAAUUAAAAAGACGGUAAAACUUACCUGUAGCAUUUGGUCAGAACCCCUCUCUUCUUCCUGCUGAAAGAACAGAUAAGUACAGACAACAGCUCAUGUGCAGCAACAGCUACAAGACAUACAAAAACAGGAGAGACAAAAGCCAGACUACCUUUAGUUUCUCAGACCAGUGUUUACUGAUCACCAAAAAGUUGAAGACUGAGGAAGACAUCAAUUAAGACUUAAUUUCUCAGGAGAGUUUUCUCCUAUGCCAUCUAAGGAAUAGAACACCAAAUAAAUGCAACAGAAGCUAUCCCUCAGCAUGAACGUGACUUGACUUAAUAGGACUAACUUCACCAUUCUCGAAAUGCUCCCUUUGGUAGCUGCCAAAGAUGAAAUUGAAAAAAUAGAUACCACAUCUAUAUAUGUGAGUAUGCAGCUUUCAGCUUCUCUGGUCAAGAAACAGAUGGGUUUUUGGUUAAUCUCCUUUACUUACUAUAUACCCUCACAGUAAAUAGAUAAAGAAUUUUCUCAAGUAAUUUGUCAAUAUUUUUAAGUGAUUACUGUAAGAAAGACGGUUCAAAAUACUGAAAGGUAAGUCCUCAACUUUUAAGUACACUAUUUUAAAUAAAUAACACAACAAUGCUAAACAAAUGGCUUAAUGACAGAAGUUCAUACUAAUGAUAACCUAGUGAAUUCAACUAAGGAAGCUUUUUCUAUCAUACAGAAGCUACAAAGAAAUGAACAAAAAUCUUAUAUUCCUGCAUAUCUCAGUUUGCAUCUACCUGCAUGGAUGAACAACUCCAAAAGUACAUAUAAUGCAAUGAGUAACUUGGAGGAGACUUUGUGGUCAUGAAAAUAUCUCUACAUGCAGUCAGGGCAGAACAAACACAAAAAAAGCUCAAAAAUGACCAAGAAAAGCAAUGGGUAGCAAAAUAAAAUUCUCAUUCCAUUACAUAUGAAACAUAUACCAAAUACUGUGUUUUGUCCUACUCACACUGCUACUACUGCCUCUCUUAGUUGAGGAAAAUAUGACUUCAAAUGAAAGAACUAUAAAGUUUAGAGAAGAAUCAAAAAUACUUUUUUUUUUUUAAAUAAUGAAUGACUCCAUCCACUAUCAUUUUCAAGGCUAAAAAACAUACCUGAUUGGGGGCUGGAGAGGAAAAUGACAACAGAAGCCUUGUGUCUUACUUUACAAGGAAGUGGGAAAAGCAAGGUAUUUGUUAUUAUUGCAUCUUGAUGGUACAGGACAUCAAGACAACAGAGCAGGGAUGGCAUCAAAACACAGAAGUAUUUAAUACUACUGAGUUCCUCAGUGCAGGAGAAACAUUAGGAAUUGACAGCUCAAGAAACAGCAAGUUCAGAGAGAACCUCAUCCUCAUGAAAAUCCUGAUCAGAAAUUGCUAGAGGCCAAAAUAACAUUUCUGGAAAUUAAUGCUAUAUUCUUUACAUUGUUCUUCAUGUACUGGCUCUUGGAACCUAUUAAGAAUGCAGGGCUAAGAGACAGCUUCUGCUUUUACCUGAAGUAGGGUGCCCCACUUUUCAAACAAAGGUUAGAUAUUAUUUACUAUGCCUAUUAAAUAACCAUCAUAUACUGUAUUUAGAUAUCAGACAAGUCAGACAACAUGCACAAAGAAGGAAAACCUCCUGCCUCAUCACUAUUUCAGUCAUUUGACAGUCUCCUCUUCCCAUUACAAUGCAGUGCAAGAUCAAAAAUACAGAUGCAUCAGUUACUAAGUAACUACAUUUGAAACUACUGCAGCUUUGCCAGUAUCUAUUCUGAAGACAGGCAAAGCUUAUAAACUAAGCUCAACUGUAAUCAGAUUCCCAAUGGUAUUACAAUUUUUUAGACUAUGUGUUUCUUAAUAUUUAAGUGCUGCUACCACAACUUAUUGACACACCAGCUUUCCACUCACAUCAGAAGUACUGUUAAAUAUUCAGAAAUCUUAUGAUAUACAAUAUACAAAUUCUACAAAAAUUGUUAGCAUAUUAAAAAAAAAAAAUAAAAAAAA